GAUCAUGACGUGCCACCCCUUUCCAGCAUUCUUAAUGGCUUCCAUCAUUCUCAUGCAGCCGGGCACCUUUGCUCAAGAGUUCCCCAUUCAGAGUCAACAUCAUCAUCAUGACCAAUAUUGGUACCAGACAGCAGUAGAUCAAAUCCCAGUGAUCAAUGGGGGCACCUGCAAAGUGAUUGCUGUCCGACGCUGCUGCAACCGCAACCAUAUUGAAGAACGGUCCCAAACCAUUCAGUGCUCCUGCCUCCAAGGGAAAGUGGCUGGGACAACCCGUGGCAAACCUUCUUGUGUGGAUACCUCCAUUGUGACAGGAAAGUGGUGGUGUGAUAUGGAGCCCUGCCAGGCUGAAGAGGAGUGCAAAGCCUUACCUGACAAUUCCGGCUGGAUGUGCUCACUGGGAAAUCGUGUCAAAACCACCAAGAUCCACCCCAGGAAUUAA
This is a messenger RNA of Candoia aspera, 439 nucleotides long. RefSeq names its product chemokine-like protein TAFA-1. The coding region runs from base 5 to 439 and encodes 144 amino acids. Lineage: Eukaryota; Metazoa; Chordata; Lepidosauria; Squamata; Candoiidae. Gene Ontology annotation, biological process: neuroblast differentiation; regulation of neuroblast proliferation. Gene Ontology annotation, molecular function: receptor ligand activity. The transcript has 4 exons. The record is from RefSeq and is a predicted model, not a curated record.